AUGAAUCCACCGGAGUUAGAUCAUUGUCUAUUCUAUAAUUGGUUAACAAAUGAUUUUGCUGAUUUAUAUUCGAAAGCUCAAACUGUUUGUUCACUAGUUCUUGUUCCAUCAUCAAACGUUACAAAACAUGAUUGUAACAGAGAAUUUAUUGAAUCACAUUUAUUUCGUUCAUCGGCAUUAUUUAAAGGAAAACACACUAGUCUCAAUCAAAAGUAUGAAAUAUCAAUUGAAGAUAAUCGCACAAUUUAUAUUCAUAAACCAGUAACAGAUAAAUUAAUUAAGAUACUCGAUCAAGAAAAUGUUUUUGACAGUUUAACACAUCGUUCAUACAUCCUGUUAAUCAUUGAUCGACCAUUGAAUUCUACCUCAUCAUUUAUACCACUAAUACCAACGAAAUCAGCAUUCAAAUUCCAACCAACAACAGCUAACUAUGAAACAGCAUUCAUCUUUUUGGAUUCUCUAAGACCGAUUGAAGAUUUAUUUACAAAAUUACGAACUAGCUUACUUCUAUUCGCCGAAACAUAUGUCAUCUUACCGAAUUUUAUUGAUGAUGCUGUUGAUAAAUUAAAGCACUUAUGGAUAACAUUUGUUAAUGAAGCGUGUCAAAUAUUAAAUAUCGAUUCAUCGAGAAAACAACAUUAUGAACAGUUGACAACACGACAAGAUAUUGAAUUAGCGAGUGAAAUAUUUAUAACAGGAA
Didymodactylos carnosus is the source of this 700-nucleotide messenger RNA. NCBI's taxonomy places the organism in Eukaryota, Metazoa, Rotifera, Eurotatoria, Philodinida, Philodinidae. The record is from the annotation of a GenBank genome assembly.